CGGUUGCGACGUCCGGGCAAUCUGAUUGUUCGAAUCGGUCACAGUGUCUAAUUAUCCCGUAAACUCUCUUGCUACGCUCCGCCCGGACAGUCAACCGCCGGCUCAAUUGAGCUUCUUCCCGUGAAGCAUCGCUGUGGGCGUGCCCAGACGGCGGAAACGGGACCAGUCAAGCUCAACUUGAUUCCCCUUCACUCAUCUUCGCGCCGCCAUUGACAAUCGGCAUCAAAUUGGUCUUGGCGUUGGCCGCUCAUCUAACCGCGUAACUCAAUCGUUUCUCUACUCAUUGGACUCAUUCAAUUGAGACGCGCGCCACAAUCAUGGCGCCUAAAAACCAUCUCCCACAUCCCCAGCCGCAACCCUUCACGCCGAGCUCGGCCUCAACAGCCUACGCAUCGCCAGUACCAGAACACGGGCGUCUACCAUCACUCACUCACCCACAAAACGGAGGAGCCGCUGCGACAGUAGCAGCACUCUCACCGACGGCAUCAGCGGCAUCGGGACCGUCAUACUCGACGCCCGUCGCGCGGCAGCAAACGGCGACGCCCAAAAGCUACGGCAACGGCAACGGCAACGGAACUCAUCACCAGCACCCGGAUGAGAGCGUCGACGGUAACUCGGCUAGCCCCGAUGACGGCGGCGACAAGGGCCCUGCGAGGAAGAAGCAGAAGCGUAAUAAGCCUACGUUGUCGUGCUUUGAGUGUGUUGAGCGCAAGACAAAGUGUGACCGAGGCCGACCCAACUGCCUAGCAUGUAUCAAACGUCAAACGGAAUGCCAAUAUGCAGCCGUGGCCACGAUACUGGAAGAAACAACAAGAUCCCUCGCCAACGGCCGCCGCAUGACGAAACCCCCGAAACCAAAAGGACCAGGCGACAUAUCCACAAUCCCAAACGUAGCGGACAGAGGCCUCAUCGAAGGCCGCGGCUUCACCUCCCGCGGCUCCGUCGGCUCCGUCGCCUUCUCCUCCUCCACGGGCCUCCUCUCCAACGUGCCCUACUCCCUCCCCACGGCCAGCAACGUCUUUGGCAUCGGCUCCGAGCACCCUUUUGCCAACUACUGGACCUGCGAGGGCGGCCUGCCCGAGGUCAUCUCCGUCCUGCCCGAAAAAGUUCAGGCCGACAUUUUGCUCGCGCAGUACUUUGAGUGCGUCGACCCUGUCUACCCCAUGAUCCACCGGCAGACCUUCUACGCCGACUAUGAGCACUUUUGGAGCCUCAGCGCCGAGGAGAAGAACCGCGUCGAUGCGGCGUUUGUGGGGCUCAUCUUUGUGAUGCUGGCGCUGGGCACGCAGUUUGUGACGUCGAGUUCGCCGAACGAUGCGAAGCAGACGGCGGAGUUUUAUGCCUCGGCGAGUAAUCAGGCGCUGCGCAUGUUUUCUUAUCUGAGUGCUGCUUCUUUGCGCUCCAUACAGUCCAUGGUGCUGUUGACGUAUUUCCUGAUCAACGACAACCACGCCUCGGAUGGGUGGGCGUUUGCCGGCAUCCUCAUCCGCCAAGCCUACGCCAUGGGUCUACACCGCGACCCCAAUAUUGUAACCCCCGACGCCCCCAUCUUUGAAAAGCAACAACGCCGCAAACUCUGGCAAGCCGUCCUCCUCCAAGACACCUUCCUCACAGUCCUCCUCUCCCUCCCCCCGUCCGCAACCCACACCGACGUCUCCGUCGAAGACCUCGUCGACGACGGCUCCGCCAUCGCCUCCUCGGACCCGACAGACAUCGCCUACAUCCGCGGCUCCUGGACCCUCGCCAACCUCGUCCAAGAAACAAUCUGCUCCCCGCGCUCCCUAGAUCUGCCCAUCUGCGCCACCGUCCGCCACAAGUCAAAACUCAUCGCCGACUUCCGCUGCGUGUACCGUUCGUUUCCCGACGUUUUCCGGUCGUGGGACGCAGAGAGCCUCGCGAGCCUCGCGCGGACGAAUAAGCGCGUCGUGAGGCAGACGCUGUUUUUGACGAGUAAUUAUCACCACAACAUUAUGCUCGUGUACGCGUCCGAGAGCGCAGAGUGUCCUUCCAAUACAAGGGGCACGCUCGAGGCGGCGCACGAGGCGAUCACGUCGUUCUUCUUGCUGUUUGACAUCUUUGAGCUCGAGGCAAGGGUGUGGUGGGUUUUCAACCACCGCGCGUUCCUCGAGGCGCUCUGUAUUGGGAGCGUGCUGCGGGAGAUGGGCAAGGACCCUGUUGCGGCGGAGGAGGCGGAUCGGGAUCCGCUGUUCCAGAGGGCUAGGAGUGAUAUUGGUGAGUUAUUCGACCCCCUCAUUCUCUCUUUUUCUCUCUUUUCUACUAUAAUUCUGUACUUUUCUAUUCUCUCACUUUUAGGCUUCACGUCCGGUGUGUGCUAACAAACACGAUGCAGCAAAAAUGAUCAAGAUCAUGGUGUUGAUGGGCGAAGGCGAGCAGGGGUCCGAUGUCGCGCGGGCCCGUGUGCAAGUGUUGAAGGACCUCUUGCCACCCUUGUAAGACGUCGUUACCGAUAUUAUUGCUUGUUCAUGCUCUCUGGAUUGCGGCG
This is a messenger RNA of Colletotrichum acutatum, 2503 nucleotides long. RefSeq names its product fungal-specific transcription factor domain-containing protein. NCBI's taxonomy places the organism in Eukaryota, Fungi, Ascomycota, Sordariomycetes, Glomerellales, Glomerellaceae. Gene Ontology annotation, biological process: DNA-templated transcription; regulation of DNA-templated transcription. The transcript has 5 exons. The record is from RefSeq and is a predicted model, not a curated record. Bases 318 to 2336 code for a protein of 672 amino acids. Gene Ontology annotation, molecular function: DNA binding; zinc ion binding; DNA-binding transcription factor activity, RNA polymerase II-specific.